Molecule: messenger RNA, 1716 nt
Organism: Silurus meridionalis
Lineage: Eukaryota; Metazoa; Chordata; Actinopteri; Siluriformes; Siluridae
Gene: mvk
Product: mevalonate kinase
Exons: 10
Coding region: 243-1445 (400 amino acids)
Biological process (GO): isoprenoid biosynthetic process; cholesterol biosynthetic process
Cellular component (GO): cytoplasm
Molecular function (GO): mevalonate kinase activity; ATP binding
Source: RefSeq, a predicted model, not a curated record
ACUUCUUAUUCAGUGAAUGCGGAAGUCUGAGUGUCUUUCAGAGAGAAAUAUAUUUAAUGUAUUGACUUUUUAUGUGUUAUAUGAAUCCAUUGUGUGUUUUUUUUUAUAUGUAAAUGUUAUUAUGAAUAAUUCUGUACAUGGACGCUGGUGUGUAAACUGAUUUAAACAGAGAGUGACUAGUUUAGUUUUACCACCCGUAUUGGGAAUGUGGGUGGGUUUGUAAUGGUGGCUAUUAGACAGUCAUGGCGGCUGUUGUUCAAGAGUGUUUAAUUUCAGCUCCGGGGAAGUCCAUCCUGCACGGAGAACACGCUGUAGUUCACGGCAAGGUUGCGUUGGCUGUGAGCUUGAACCUGCGCACGUAUCUGCGUCUGCAGCUCACGUCUACAGCUGAAGUGUCCAUCAGUCUCCCCAAUAUCGACACCUUCCUGUGCUGGGACGUCAGUGUGCUGAAACCGCUACUGUCUCACCGUGAAGGGGAGUGCAGGAGCUCUACAGAGCUGGACACUGAGUUAGUGAGGAAGUUGAGGGAGUUUAUAGCCAUCACUGAUGGAUCCACAGACACCAGGAGCAUGGCGGUGCUGGCGUUCCUCUACACGUACCUGUGUGUGUUCUCUCAGUCACAAGUCCUGCCCAGUCUGAAGGUGUGUGUGUGGUCUGAGUUGCCUACAGGAGCAGGUUUGGGUUCCAGUGCUGCGUACAGUGUGUGUGUGUCUGCAGCUCUGCUCACUGCCAGAGGAACCAUCAGUUCACCUUUAACACAGAGUCAGGAGACGGCCAGGUGGACUGAACAGGAGCUGGAAAUAAUCAACAAUUGGGCGUUUCAGGGUGAAACGAUUAUACAUGGCAACCCAUCAGGAGUGGACAACGCAGUGGGGACGUGGGGGGGCUUCCUGAGGUAUCAUGCUGGGAAAAUUACUUCACUUAGCAGAGUGCCCACACUGAGGAUUCUCCUCACCAACACUAAAGUUCCACGCAGCACCAAACUGCUGGUAUCACGAGUGAAGGACAGAAUAAACCAGUACCCGUCGGUGAUGUUGCCUGUGCUGGAGUCAGUGAACGCAGUGUCUCAGGUCUGUGAACACACACUUGCUGAGAUGGUCACAGAGGGAACUUCAUCCAAACACUACAGCACACUGGAGGAUUUAAUAGAUAUUAAUCAGCAGCACCUGAAUGUGAUGGGUGUUGGACACUCGUCCCUCAACACACUGUGCAGAGUUACACUCGCCCACGGCCUCCACAGCAAACUGACCGGCGCAGGGGGAGGAGGCUGCGCUAUCACCCUCCUCACACCAGACACAGACGAGUCGGUGGUGCGAGACGUGAUGAAGGAGCUGAAGAAGGUCGGCUUUGACUGCUGGGAGACGAGUAUCGGAGCACCGGGGGUCCUGCUGCACUCGCCCACCUCACUGACACACAACGUCCUCGACAUCCUCAACAAAUACUGAAGAUCUGCUGACACACACACACACACACACACACACACACACACUCUACAGAGGAACAUUGCAGCUACACCAACAGUAUUAUUUAUGUUCUAAUGAAGAUCAGAAUGGACACAAACGUCCACUCGACUGAUACGAUACCAGAAUGACCUCAUCCUCCAGUUUUAGCUCGCUAGUGUUGUUUGGGGGAAUGAUAGCUCGAGCGCUAAUACAGUGUGGGUCUCCUAAUACUUUAUACCAACUUUAUUUCAAAAUAAAUCUGAUCUUUGGAUUA